This is a messenger RNA of Iphiclides podalirius (scarce swallowtail), 399 nucleotides long. Lineage: Eukaryota; Metazoa; Arthropoda; Insecta; Lepidoptera; Papilionidae. The record is from the annotation of a GenBank genome assembly.
AUGUCGCAACCAUUUGUCCCAAUUGAUUUACACUGGCUAUCAGUAUCCCUCUACAUGACUGGGAAACUGUUAUCGUCGUUUUAUUUCUCUAUAACAUAUUUAUACACGUCGGAGCUGUUUCCUACGUACACAAGGAAUUCAAUGCACGCGCUUUGUUCUUCUUUAGGACGGAUCGGUUCAAUAACGGCACCGCAAACACCUUUACUGAUGUCGUACUGGUCGGGCAUACCGCCCUUGUUGUGUGGAGCUUUGUCGAUAGUAGCCGGCUUGCUAACACUACUGGUGCCCGACAUAUCUAAUGACGCCUUACCAGAUACGGUGAAACAGGCUGAACAGUUGGGGCAGAUGCCGGAGGCAGCUAUAGAGGUCUCCAGUGAGCAAUAUGAUGAGUCUCGGCUA